Molecule: messenger RNA, 474 nt
Organism: Thlaspi arvense
Lineage: Eukaryota; Viridiplantae; Streptophyta; Magnoliopsida; Brassicales; Brassicaceae
Source: the annotation of a GenBank genome assembly
AUGGACUCUGUCUAUCCAUAUAUAUCUUCUACUGGAAAUUUUCAUAUACGCGUGUCAGCUGAAUUCUUAUGGAACGAUGAAGAAGUAGAUGUUGAAUUUAAUAAUCUGACUGAUAAGAUUAGAGCAGGGAUUGUUUUUGCAGACCAUCUUUGGGAAUCUGUUGAGGCUACUGAGAAUAUAGAUGAGAAUGGUUCUCCUAUAGAAUUUGAUGACCGUGUUCUUGUUUCUGAAACUUCUUGUGAAGAUGGCAUCCCUGUUUCUGCAGCUUCUGGUUCGAGAAGGGGUAAGAAAACGCUACCUAACCAUGGUGCUGAAAAACACAAGAAGAAGAUUCUUUGUCAGCGAGUAGCAGCAGAAGCAAGACCAGGACGUCUUGAUGAAGAUACAAAGUCCUUCAUUCAAGAAAUGUUUCUUGCUUCUUUCUCUAACUUAGAGGAAAAGAUCGGGAAGAAGAUUGAUGAGAAGAUGGACUAG